CUUGUUAGCGAUAAAGUUGCUUUGAAAUAACCCGGUAACAUCUUCAAAGGCAACGUCCCGUUCGUCCCCUUUUUAAGUGCGCCCCAGAAGUUGCCUCAUUCAGACUUUCUUCUCUGCUUUGGACAGUUUCUCUUUGGGAUUUUCACACGGUUUGAAGAGCCUUUUAUCCCUGAAUGCAAUGCACUAAAUACGUUAGUUAGCUCGUUUCAGUCGCAGAAUAGCAAGUUCGUCAAUUGAACUUUCGACCGUGCCACUCAAUUUCAUCUCGUGCGCAAUACUUGAUUGAUAGUGAAGCUUCACUUUAACGAAUUCAAAUAUGAGUUUGUUAGGCAUUUCGGUGGUUUUGGCGGUUCUGGGGGGUAGUUUUUGUUCGGAUGAUGUUCGGCGAACAAGUUCGGAGCGUUUGGAGCGUUCGGCGAUCAAAGAUGACUUUGCGACCGAUUUGGACGAUAUCGCGCUGAAUUUGGAUUUACACUUCGAGGAUUUCAAAAUGAAGUUCAAACGCAAAUACAAAUCGAUUGCUGAGGAGCAGAGGGCGUUCCGGAACUUCCUGAUGAACAUCAAGGAAGCCCGGGAGUUGCAAGCAUCAGAGAUGGGGACAGCUAAGUACGGCGUCACGGACAUGUUCGACAUGUCCGUAGCGGACUUUUUGACUCGACGCGCGAAUCUAAACCCAACGGGACUCGAAAAAGGGUUUGAGCGUUUGGAGGAAGUGAAGUCGAAGCGGUUUGGUGAGAAUCCGAAGGCGCUGGACUGGCGGCUUGAAGGCAAGGUCACCAGAGUAAAAGACCAAGAACAAUGCGGAUCAUGCUGGGCUUUCUCAGUCACGGGACAACUCGAGGCCGCAAACCUGAUCACCAACCCCAACUCAACCCUCACGACCUUCUCGGAGCAACAGUUAGUCGACUGCGACCCCGAGUCAGCCGGGUGCUUCGGCGGAUGGAUGGAGUACGCUCUCGACUACGCCAUGGGGGCCGGCGGUCUCGAGUCGGACACGACCUACCCCUACGAAGCCAAGAACGGCGCUUGUAGAUUCAACAGCUCCCGGGUUGUAGUCCGAGUCACCGGCAACAAGAAGUUGCCGCAACGCAACGACAAGGCGAUCGAGGACCACGUCGCGAACGUCGGCCCCGUGUCGGCGGCCAUCAACGCGAAGUUGCUGCAAUAUUACAAGGGUGGUAUCAUCAAGCAGCCGAUAUGGAAGUGCUGGAACGGGGAUUAUGAUGUGAACCACGCGGUGGUUAUCGUGGGCUACGGGGUAGGGAAGAUCGGGCUGUGGAACGUCCCCUAUUGGAUCAUCAAGAACUCGUGGGGGUCGAAUUGGGGAGAGAAUGGGUACGCCAGGAUCGCGCGGCGCAGGAAUCAGUGCGGUAUUGAGAAUUGGGUCAACGCUGCGGAGGUGGAGAAACUGUCGUGAGCUUAACUCAAAGCCGAUUUUUUUUUCAAGCUCAAGAUGGAGGAUUUUAAAUAGUUAUACGGAGUGAAUGGAAUUUAUUGAAACUUUUUCGAAACACUCAGGAGGUCGUGAGUCGCUUAAAGACAGUAAAAACUCAGGUUUGAAAUUUUUAAAAUGAUUCGUCGUUUCCUGCACCAGGAAGCGUAACUCCAUUCCAA
Bemisia tabaci is the source of this 1614-nucleotide messenger RNA. The record is from RefSeq and is a predicted model, not a curated record. NCBI's taxonomy places the organism in Eukaryota, Metazoa, Arthropoda, Insecta, Hemiptera, Aleyrodidae.